AUGCUUACAUUUUAAGAUGAUACUGUUUUUGGCAAUGAAGAGAGCUUAUAAAAUAAAAAAAGAGCCUUUGUUUUUAAUUAAGAAGACCAUCAUGGAUUACAAAAUAUAAGCUUAAAAAAAGAAACAUUUGUUACAAUGAAUGAUUCAUUUAUCCAAAAAUCAUUAUGCGAUAUUUCUGCUAAAGAGAGUCUUCCAAGACCUGAUAUUAAAUAAGAUAAUUCAAAUGAAAGUAACUCUAAAGUUAUUUCAAAUGUGAAUAGCUUAAAUGUCUAAAGUUUACAAUUGAAUUUGAGCUUUACUAAAAGAAAAUAAUCUAAAAUGAUUAUAUAGAAAGUUAUCAAGAAAUACAAGGCUGUUUAGUAAGCUUUCUCUAAGUUAGUUUAGAUCAAUAGGUGA
This is a messenger RNA of Tetrahymena thermophila SB210, 396 nucleotides long. RefSeq lists its product as hypothetical. The record is from RefSeq and is a predicted model, not a curated record. Lineage: Eukaryota; Ciliophora; Oligohymenophorea; Hymenostomatida; Tetrahymenidae. The transcript has 3 exons.